AUGGGAAACAUUCAGUCUUUCAUCGACCUUGCCGUCACCCGGUGGCCGACCCUCCUUGCUAUCGUAGUUGUCUGCCUCACAGCUGCUUUCGGCCCAACCAUCAACCGUACUAUUCUACUAUGGGGUUUGCCCGUCGUGGGAGAUGGAAAUGCAGAAAAGCGAAGAAUGGCAUACCUAGCCGGAGCCAGGAAGCUCUACUCUGACGGAUACCAAAAGUUCAAAGAUGGAGUCUUCAUGAUUACCACCAGCAGAUCGUCUCCGAUUGUGGUCAUCUCUCCCAAAUUCCUUCCAGAACUGCACAAGCUCCCCGAUUCAGUCGUGAGCAUGGAUGCCGCCGUUGACGAGACGAUGGAAACGAAGUACACCAAGAUCGAGACAUCGGUUCCCAUCAUUCCUCACACCAUCAAGGGAGAUUUGACUCCCUCACUGAACCGCCUCAAUCCCACCAUCGCUCAGGAGGUCCGAGAAGUCCUCCAGCUCUCCAUCCCAUCCUGCGAUGACUGGACAGAAGUCAACAUCCACCACAGCCUCCUCCGCAUCGUAGGCAUGGUCUCAGGUCGCGUCUUCAUCGGCCCUGAGCUCUGCCGGUCCGAAAAAUAUCUCGACGCAGCAAUCAACUACACGAUGGAGGUCAUGGGCGCACAACGCGCCGUGCAGCAGAUGCGUCCUUGGCUACGACCGUUCCUUGCGUCGAGGCUGCCUGCGGUCAAGCGCCUGGACCAAAGAAUCGCAGAGGCCGAGGAGUUUCUUAAUCCAAUCGUUAAGCAGAGGACCGAGACCGUGGCCGAUCCUUCCGUCGAGAAGCCGGAUGACAUGCUCCAGUGGCUCAUGGACAGAAAGGACAAGUUUCCUGAUAAGAACAGCCAGAACCUCGCCAAGGUGCAGCUCGGUCUGACCUUUGCGGCUAUCCAUACGACGACUUUGACUGCUACCAAUGCAUUCUAUGACCUGGCGGCUAUGCCUGAUGUGCAAAAGGAACUCCGAGUUGAGAUUCGCGAGGCUCUCUCUCAGACCUCGGGUGUUUUCACUAGCCAAGCUUUGCAGAACAUGAAGAAGAUGGAUAGCUUCCUCAAGGAGGUGCUCCGCUUGCAUCCCGCCACCAUGGCCUCCUUCCAACGCAAGGUUCUUCAACCAUUCACUCUAUCCAACGGCCAAAAGAUCCCAGAAGGCGUCACAAUAGAGAUCCCCGCCGUCGCCAUCAGCGCCGACUCAAGCGUCUUCCCCAGAGCCGACAAGUUCGACCCCCUAAGGUUCUACAAGCUCCGACAACAGGCCAAGGAUGACGGGUCGGCUGAGAAGGCGGCGCUGCAUCAGUUUGUCAGUGUGAACCAGAGCAGCCUGACAUUUGGCUUUGGUAGACACGCUUGCCCUGGUCGGUUCUUUGCUGCGAAUGAGAUCAAAAUGAUUUUGGCGAACGCGAUUUUGCAGUAUGAUAUCAAGUUGGUUGAUGCGACGGAGAGGUAUCCCAACAUUGAGUUUGCGCACAUGUCCAUCCCUGAUCCCUCUCGCAAGCUCUUAUUCAAGGAAAUUGAAGUUUAA
Messenger RNA from Fusarium keratoplasticum, 1539 nucleotides. RefSeq lists its product as uncharacterized. Gene Ontology annotation, molecular function: heme binding; oxidoreductase activity, acting on paired donors, with incorporation or reduction of molecular oxygen; iron ion binding. Lineage: Eukaryota; Fungi; Ascomycota; Sordariomycetes; Hypocreales; Nectriaceae. The transcript is spliced from 8 exons. Bases 1 to 1539 code for a protein of 512 amino acids. The record is from RefSeq and is a predicted model, not a curated record.